Messenger RNA from Komagataella phaffii GS115, 3006 nucleotides. Its product is annotated as ATP-dependent DNA helicase. The record is from RefSeq and is a predicted model, not a curated record. Gene Ontology annotation, biological process: replication fork reversal; interstrand cross-link repair; double-strand break repair via synthesis-dependent strand annealing. Bases 1 to 3006 code for a protein of 1001 amino acids. Gene Ontology annotation, molecular function: four-way junction helicase activity; hydrolase activity; four-way junction DNA binding. NCBI's taxonomy places the organism in Eukaryota, Fungi, Ascomycota, Pichiomycetes, Pichiales, Pichiaceae. The transcript has a single exon.
AUGCCCAAUGGGGUAGACUUAGACUCUUUUUUAGAUGAUUUAAGUGAUGGAGAAUUUGAAAAAUUGCUGGAGCCCGAAGUGAACAGGCAACAGAUCACACAUGUCGAUGUAAGACGAGAGCCAGCCCAAAAGACUUUGGAUGGCGCAAUUGCCGUCGGUCAGAACGGUACCACAUACAAAGAAAUCAGACACAAGGUCACAUUUAAAAAGACACACCACAAACUGUGCACUCCCAAUCUGGAAACCUAUAUCUAUCCCACCAAUUUGGAAGUUCGUGAGUAUCAGUUCAGCAUUGUCAAGACUGCUCUUUUUAAAAACACAUUAGUAUCUCUUCCCACUGGUUUGGGUAAGACUUUGAUUGCAAGCACUGUGAUGCUAAAUUUUUAUCGUUGGUCUGAAACUGCAAAAAUUAUAUUCAUGGCGCCAACCAGACCCUUGGUAGCCCAACAGAUCAGAGCCUGUUACACCAUCACUGGUAUUCCACCCCAGGAUACUGCUAUUUUGCUGGAUAAAACAAGACGUAGCAGAGAGGAAAUCUGGGACUCGAAAAGAGUGUUUUUCACUACACCUCAGGUGGUUGAGAAUGAUUUGACAAAUGGUCUGUUGAACCCCAAAGAUAUUAUCUGUUUGGUCAUAGAUGAAGCUCAUAGAGCCAAGAAGCGAUAUGCUUACAACAAUGUAGCACAAUAUAUCAAAAGAUUUAACACAUCCUUUAGGUUGUUGGCGUUGACCGCAACUCCAUCUGCGGAUGUCGAAGGAGUUCAAGAGAUUGUGGAUAAUCUGAUGAUCUCCUCCAUCGAAAUUAGAACAGAUGAAAGUCUGGACAUUAAGAAAUACAUAAAAAACAGAACACUGGAAAAAGUCCAAUGUGACCCCAAUGAGCGCAUGACAGCAUACACUGAAUUAAUAUGUGAAGCAAUAGCGCCCAUCUAUGAACAAUGCGUCAAAUACCAGAUCUUUGAACCAAUGGGUGUUGCCAAAAUCAAUGCAUUUCAAGCCAGGGAAGCAUCACAGAAAGUUCAAGGGAAUCCGAGGCUACCAGAGGGAACCAAAUGGAUGUACUUCUUUCUCUUACAGCUACUGAUUACAGCUGGCGAAUCUUUUCGAAGAUUAAGUGUAUAUGGUGUUGUGGCAUUCUAUUCAUAUUUCAAAGAAAAGUACGACGAGUUUACGACAAAGUGGGAAGCGAAGAAAUCAAAAAACAAGCAUGCACAUAGCUUCUAUUAUCAUCCUGCUAUCAAGCAGCUUUUAAGAGAAGUCGAAACCCAGAUAAGGCAGGAUAAAAUUGCCUCUACUCACAACCCGGAUAUUACUGAGGGGGCGUUUAGUCACCCUAAACUUCCAGUUAUGCUGGAACAAUUGAGAGAUUUUUUCAGUGUAAAAGAGAAUCUUCUGAAUUCUAAAGUUAUUAUCUUUACAGAGUUUAGAGAGUCGGCAUUAGAAAUUGUGAAAGUGAUUGAGAGUGAUAACAAAAGGUAUCCACAGCCACUUUUUAAGCCUCAUAUUUUCAUUGGACAGGCAAAAGAGCGCAAUAAAUUUGAUGAGCAGGAGUAUAAGGCCAAGCAUUCCCGACGGAAGGUCAAGAAAAAGACUGCUGAAGAAAAAGACUCCAACAUGGAGGAAGUGACAGGACAAAAAGGCUCAGAGACAGUCAAGAUAGAUACAAGGAAUCGAAUAGAAAGUUCCAAACUAGCCCACCUGAAAGGAAUGAACCAGAAAGCUCAGAAGGAUUUAAUCGAUAAGUUUCGUGGUGAUGAACUGAACAUACUUGUUGCCACUUCUAUUGGCGAGGAAGGUUUAGAUAUUGGAGAAGUCGACUUUAUCAUUUGUUUUGAUACAACCAACAGUCCAAUCAAAAAUAUCCAGAGAAUGGGUAGAACUGGCAGAAAGCGGACAGGAAAGGUUCUUAUCCUGUGCUCUAAUAAUGAAGAGGCUAAGUUUAACAAGGCAAUGGAUAAUUACGCUUGGAUUCAGAAACAAAUCAGUGACGGCGAUGUCAUUAAUUACCACAAAUCUGACCGAAUACUUCCACCGGAUUUAGAACCAAGGGUGAGGAAAACACUCAUUGAAAUUCCUGAAGAUACCAUCGAGCUUCGUGACAUUGAGGACAAUGAGAAAUUGUUGAAAGUUGCAACAGAAUUGUCCAAGAGUAAAAAGAAAGCUUCAUCCAGAGCAAACAGUAAACGACAAGCUACUAUCAUGGAGCUUCAACUAAAUCCCAAAAAGAAAUCAAAGACGUUCUUACUACCCGAUGGAGUCAACACUGGGUUUCAGAAAGCUACGGAUCUAGUAGAGAAAGUGAAUAGCAAUGGUGAGAAAGAGAAAAACUUUUUGGAUUAUAGUGAUGAAGAUGAUAUUGAUAUCUUGGGUAUGCUGGCCAGUUCCAAUAGUAAAAAAGAUAAGAUGUCUUUCGCUAUUGAUCUGAGUGAAGAGAACGAAAAUACUGUACUUGCCAGCAGCACUCAAAAGAGUUUGGUAUCAGGUCGCCCAAGGCCCAGAAGUCCGAUAUUGAUAUCCGAAGAUGAUGAAAUUUUUGAAGAGAGACCAUCCAAACCUGGUAAGGAGAGCACAGGUACAGUGUCGGGAUCAAUUCCCAAAGAGUUUUCUCCUCAAAGCUCUUCUAAUUCUAAUUUUGUUGGGAUAGAAGAUCAACUGCGGAACUGGCCAAGAGUUGACCCAAUAUUUAAAAAUAAAUUUGAUUCCCAGGAAGGAUUUUUAACCGAAAAGGAGACCAAAGACCUAUUCGAAAAAUACUACACUAAUGAGCAAUUGCCAGCAAUAGCAGAUGAUCCCAGGCUAGAUGCUCUUACAGGAGGGCAUACUGGUCGUAUAUGCCACAGUAACAAAAUGCAUCGAUACAUUGAGUUAGUUCAAAUAAUGAAAGAUAAGCAAAAGAGUGAUAUGCUAGUGGAACAUUAUAGAGUUUGCCUCACAAAAGAAGAACAGUCAAAACUGAAUGACAAUUACUUAUUUACAGAUAAAGUCAUUUUUGAUGAUCAAAAAUAG